This is a messenger RNA of Musa acuminata subsp. malaccensis (wild Malaysian banana), 798 nucleotides long. RefSeq lists its product as uncharacterized. The record is from RefSeq and is a predicted model, not a curated record. Gene Ontology annotation, biological process: chaperone-mediated protein complex assembly; protein folding. Gene Ontology annotation, molecular function: Hsp90 protein binding; protein-folding chaperone binding. Gene Ontology annotation, cellular component: cytosol; nucleus. NCBI's taxonomy places the organism in Eukaryota, Viridiplantae, Streptophyta, Magnoliopsida, Zingiberales, Musaceae.
UUUAGGACGUCGUCCUCGUCGCCGCCGCAGGCCGGCCCUGUCUCGUCUGAGAAUUGCGCCGGAGAAAGAAAGAGAGAGGGUUAUUUAGAUAUGAGUCGUCAUCCUGAAGUCAAAUUGGCUCAGAGGCUUGACAAAAUUUACAUCACUGUUCAAUUGCCCGAUGCAAAAGAUGCAAAAGUUAAUCUGGAACCUGAUGGCAUUUUCACAUUUUCGGCCACUGCCGGUGCUGGAAAUAGCACUUAUGAGUUAAAAAUGGAUCUUUAUGAUAAAGUAAAUAAGGAGGCAAGCAAAAUAAAUGUUGGUGUCAGAUCUAUCUUCUGUGUGGUAGAAAAAGCAGAGAAAGGAUGGUGGAAAAAGCUUCUGCGUGGUGAUGGAAAGGCUCCUCACUAUGUCAAAGUUGAUUGGGAUAAGUGGGUAGACGAAGAUGCUGAUGGUCCUGGUGAUUUGGACUUGGGAGGGAUGGAUUUCUCAAAUUUUGGUAAUAUGGGAGGUGAUGCUAUGGAUGAUGAUUUUGAAGAUAGUGACGAUGAAGAGCAAGCAGAAAAUGUGCAAAAAACUGGAGAAGACUGAGGAAAUCUCGACAGAUGCAAAAUCAGAAGCACCUGCAAGCACUUGAAACAGUCCUACCAUCAAGCAUUGCUUGCCGUGUUCCAUUUGUGGUUGAGGGAGGUUCAGUAAUCACGAACUUAACAUUUCCUUGGUGCAUGUGCGGUUGUUUGAUUGUUCUGCUGAGAAUCAUCAUAUAUAUUUAUCGUAUUAUUGAUGCUCCUAUUUAUAGGAAAGACUGCUUGAAAUGCA